Messenger RNA from Toxorhynchites rutilus septentrionalis, 5536 nucleotides. RefSeq lists its product as uncharacterized. The record is from RefSeq and is a predicted model, not a curated record. The transcript has 2 exons. Bases 1186 to 2769 code for a protein of 527 amino acids. NCBI's taxonomy places the organism in Eukaryota, Metazoa, Arthropoda, Insecta, Diptera, Culicidae.
UAUAUAUAUAUAAGUUAACAUUCCUCUUGAGACCACCUUGAAUCGCCAACUCGACCGAUUGCAGCAACAUCAGCGGCAAUUGGCGGAAACAAUCAUUUCAUUGGAACCAGAACAUCAACAAACAGCGCGAUCAUCAUCCCACCAGUAAGACAAAUCAUCGUUCGCUUUAUCGCGAACCCAACUCCACACGCAGCGCGGACGCGAUAGAAGAGAAUGCAGAAUCAGCAUCAACGAUAACGGGACACCGAGUGCACGCUUUCGAUUCCCAGAAAAUAGUAUCUUUGUAUAAACUAAGAAAUCGGCAGGCCUCUGUAUAAGGAAAUGAAAUAAAGUUAGUCUAGAUUGAGCGACCAUCGAAAACGGUUUGACAUUUUUAGUUUUUAAAAACUCCGAAGUUCAUGGAGGGAACUUAACUGGCGCAGUCUUUGUGGAUUAGUUAAACGCGUUCCGCGAGUGAUUAAUGUGAGAAAAAACCGGCGUAUUCCAUCGAAAGGACAUCGAAGGAAAAAGCAUCAUCAAGAGGAUAUUGAUGAUUUGAGGACCUCCAACAGAAGCACCCGGAAUCAGCGUUGAACCUACACUAUCGAGGGGACAUCGAUAAAUAAAUUAGGCACACGACCCGGUAAAAUUCUGGAAAAUCAACAAGGACCACACAAUAUCCAUUAUACAUUCAUUAUAUAACCACACAAUAUUCAUUAUACACAUCUCAUAAAAAACAGAAGAAUUGUUUUGAAACGCGUAACCUGCGACUAACAUAUGAAAAAUAGAGAACAGAACAAUUUUUCAAAAUUGAAUAAAAUAAAAUUAAAUAACUUAACAAACACACUAAUAUUUCAUUUUUUUUUGCAGGUAUUCUUAUUCAUCAGAAAAAAUUGUGUAAAGGGGAGAGAAAAUAAAGUAAAUAAAUAAUAAUAAAUUCAAACAGAAAGGUAAUAAAAAAAUAAGUAUGUAAUAUUCCUCAGAUACAGUAUUUUAUAUAAAAUUCACGAAAUUUGUCAACAAGAAAAUAUCUCGAAUUCAUGCAAUUUCAAAAUUAUACUUUUUCUAAAGCAACAACUAUAUUGAUAAUAACAUUUACUAACAUUUAUCUUAAGUGAAUAAAAUACAUUGUAAUUUUAUUUCUUCAAAUUCCUCAUAUCAAAACAAAACAAAAAAAAACAACUCUUUAUAUUACUAUCUGAUCAAAUGUAUAGGAAAAUGUUACGGAAUAUACUGAUAGCAUGGCUGACAGCUCUCACCCAAAUACACAGUGAUCCAAUUUUAAAUAUCGUGGAUCUUGGAAAUAACCCAAUAGUGUUAAUCAAACAAAUUAAUUGCAAAAUACAGACUGGAACAAUAAACAUUAUACAUCCAAUCAACUUAGAUCAAAUUGAGGAAAGCGCAGAACUUGUAACAGCAAAAUUUUAUGCUCAACUAACAUCAACUAACCCAUUGCACGAAGUUAUAAAAUUCCGAAUCAAAAAGCUGUACUCGUCCCUCUACGCAUUAAAACCACAAAAAGCGCACCGACAAAAGAGAUGGGAUACAAUAGGCACCGCGUGGAAAUGGAUCGCCGGUUCACCUGAUGCACAGGACCUGAGAAUAAUCAAUUCAUCCAUGAAUGACCUCAUCAAUCAGAAUAAUCAACAAUAUCAAAUCAACGAAAAUAUCAACAACCGAAUUACCCAACUGACACAGGCGAUUAAUCAAAUAGCUAGUUCAAUAAAUAACAGUACGAAAGAAUUGGAUAUUUUACAAGCAGUUACCACGAUGUUGAACGUUGAUAUUGUCAAUGAACUUUUAGAUAACAUUCAAGAAGCAAUCGCACUCACCAGAAUUUCUGUCAUCAAUAACAAAAUUCUAACAACACGUGAAAUAAAUGUGAUCAAAUCUGCUCUUCAGGACCAAGGAGUAGAAAUCAACUUUCCGGACGAAGCGCUACAAUUUGUCACACCCAAAAUUGCCGUCAAUAAUGGAGACUUACUGUACAUUCUGCACGUUCCCGAAUUGGAAAACUCUACAUCUACAAUUACAAGAAUUUUUCCGCUCAUCGUAAACGAUCAAAUUAUCAAAACCUACCCAAGCCACGUAAUACGACAUGGGCCGAAACUCUUCAAAACCAGUAAACCUGAAGAUUUUGUACAAAGAUCAUCCUACAUUGACGAAAUCGAAGAUGACUGUAUCAAACCAAUCAUACUCGGAAAGGAGUCUCGCUGCAUCUCAAUUUUCAAGAAUGACACAAUACAGCAGUUGAUCAACGAAAACACUAUAUUAAUCUCAAACGCCCGAAACCAGACACUCAAAUCCAACUGUGGACCCGAUGAUAGAACUAUCACCGGAAAUUUCAUAAUCAAAUUCGCAAAUUGUACAGUCAAGUUCAACGGUCAUAAGUUUCAAAAUUCAGAAAUAAUCGGUGAAACCGAAGUUCUGUACGGAGCACUUUAUAACACUCUAAUUCACUGGACAUUACAAAAAGAGCAUGACAUUACAGAAAUACGCGACACAGCGAUUAUCAACAGACAGAAAUUAGAUCACAUUCAUUUACGACAGAAUAGUCUUCGUUUCAGUCUAUGGACAACAUUCGGAGGAAUUUCUUUGUCAACAGUGAUUUGCUUCAUAGCCGUAAUUCUUUGUAUAAAGAAUAUUAACAUUUGCCCAGUAUUAAAACUUGGAAGAUCAAAAUCAAACAUCGAUCCGAGACGGCUCGAACUAUAUAUAUAUGAAAAUCGACUUUUAGUUUUUGAAAUCGAUUUUUUUCAGUGUAUGAUUUCAAAAAAAUAUUUUUUCUAAAAAUUCAACUAUUUUGCUAAAACUCUUCUAUAGAUUACUUUUUGUAGGGCUUACCAUUUUCAAGUAAACAUUUUUUAUAAAAAAUGGUCAAAAAUAUUUGGCCCUUUCCAUAUGUUAGUAUAGAUAAUUUUUCGGAAAACUAAGUAUACCAAGUUGCUCAAUUAGGUAGGGUCUUCACACCCAGAAUGUUUCAUUCAAUUUUGAAAGGGUCAUGCCAACAUCUGGUCGAGUUGGCACGAAAUGCAUCAUUCCUCUUUUUCCAUUUUCUACAAGAAUAUUUAGGUAGUGACACUUAAACAACUGUAGUUUGUAAACAAAUAAAUGAAAAGUCAUGAAACACAUAAACUAGUGACAGAUGAACCUUUAGAAAUGAAUCUUGUUCAUUGUUUAGGGGCGCCAUGUGUUGAAAAAUCUGUUUUUGGUUUAAUUUUCAUCUCUUUGUUUGGACUAAAAUAAAAAGGGUUCUGUUUUCAUGAAAAAUUUCCGUUUUCUGAAAAAUGUUGAAACUGAUAUGGUCUCUGUUCUAUCUUCUUCUUCUUCAUUGGCACUAACGUUCCUAGAGGAACAUCGCCGUCUCAACGUAGUAUUACUUACGUCAUUUUUAUUAAUACUUAGUUGAGAUUUCUAUGCCAAAUAACACGCCUUGAAUGCAUUCUGAGUGGCAAGCUGUAGAGAAUACGCGUGAUCACAGUGCAAGUCGGAGGAAAUUUCUUUGACGAAAAAUUCCCCCGGCCAGAACGGGAAUCGAACCCGAGCACCCGGCAUGUUAGUUAUGACGCUAACCACUCGGCCAAGGGAGCACCUCUGUUCUAUCUGAGCUCCAUAAUUAAUACUCGCUGUUUGAUUAUAUCUAGCUUCGAUGGAAUUCUCGAUACCAAAAAUGUGCAAAAUAUGGAGCAAAUAUUGUAUCGACGCUGGUAAAGGUAAACAAGUUGCAAUGGAGUAUAUGUAUUCCCCAAAAGCUACGCAAUCUACACAUGUGUAUGAAAAUAUGGAGCUCAUCUUUCUUCAAUCAUUACAUAUCCCUCGUGUACGCCACACCCAACCCUGCGAAUACAUAUUCAUUCAUCAACCGAGCGAGAUGAAAGCUGGGAGAAAGGCGACGGUUAUAAACGGAGCGAGUAGCCGGAUGCAGGAUUAAUCAGGGAAACUCGAAAAGUUCACAUGGGAUCACGGAGGGGAAAAGAAGACACUGCCAUCAAAGGCAAAUGAGCUCAUCACAAGAUACGGCAAUCUUACCUCCCCUUCCAAGCACAGCAUAUGGUGUACAAAGAAGAUAUUCGAUAACAAGUUGUCGUUUUGGUUUAAAGUUCCAGAAUUUCAGCUGGGUGACGCCGCAUUGCGGCAAGAGAGCUCCAGGAGACCGAUAAUAGGGAAAGAUGCUUCGAUGACGGAAGUUUGCCAGAAGACGCUUUUAUGGUUACAAAGACAUUCUUUCUACCAGAAACAUUAUUGGUUGUUCUGUGCAAAGUUUUCUUUGCACUCGCUUCUCUUCACCGAUGCAUAAAAUGUAGACUGUAGCCAUGGAGGAGCAGAUCAUUAAGUUUAUGCAUCAGCAAAGACCAAAAAGUUUGCAUUUAUUGGUUUGCCUGUACCACCUAAACGCGAUCUUCAAUACUCAAUCUCAUAGAACUCAUUAACAUGUUUUCUACCAUAUUCAAAAGUUUCAUAUUUCGCCAUAUUUGAAAAUGGUUACUCUAAUGGCGGGCCUCUAAAAAUUUAAAAAUUAAAAAAAAAACUCAAAAACACGAGGAUUCGACAUCGAACUAACGUUUGCAUUAAAAAAUGGGUGUGUUAUAUCUAUGACAAAACCGCGAGGUUGACGUGGGACUACCAUUGGCUUAAUAUCAUUUGUUUGUAUUGAUUAACUUAUUGAUUGAUUGAAACAACUUUCGAAUUCAAUUGAAAUCAACAUAUUUAGUUUGUAAGUAAAGAAAUUGAACAGUUGCAAUGUAAGAUCAAUUCAUGCAUUGUAAUAGAUUAUGUUUUUCGUUACAAGUAAAUUUGAUGUUUUAUUUAGGUUUCAUAUGAUGCCCAGGACUACUAAAAUAUGCGAACGGAAGAAUUGUCAAACGAUCAUUGUAUUUUACAUUCCCAUCUGAAAUUAUUACAUCUUUCAAGCGUACGUAGCUCUCGAACUGCGAUUUUGCUUGGUUUGAUGAAUUUCAGGCAUUCAGUUUCGAUUUUGACAUGACAGAAGUACCCAUAGCUUUCAUGAAUCAACAACUUCAAUUUCUACUUUUUAUACUAUAGAGGCUAAAGUUCAUUCGCCUCUAGUAUCUGAAAUGAUGAUUUACCCAGACUCUUUAAUUUAGAAGUACGUGUAAAGGAAACAUAUUCUGCUCUGCACAAAGACAAGCGAGUACAAAAGUAUUCGCAGCAUGCAUAUCUUUGCAAAGCGAAUUCCCCCAGGCAUAUUUGCAUGUAUUUGCAAAGCGGAUUCCCCCAGGCAAAUUGAUUUUUAAGUUUGUGUUGGGGAAACUGUAAAUCGGGCCAACCGUGGCAGUUAGGGCGUUUGGAUAACGCUUGACAUUUUACAGUUAUUCAAUUGAUUAUCUCUAACAUUUUAUUCAUUGUGAUAGAUGCGUAGAAAUAUUUCCUAUCAAUUGAUGCAAACAACUUUCGGAUCUAUUAAGAAGUGUUCGAUCUUCCAUAUAAAGGGUGUGUCACAUCAAAUUGCAUCACGGAAAAAACGCUGUAGAAAUUCGCCCAGUAGACCGAUCCUUUUGAAAAUUUUAGACAGUAAAAUAAAAACUAUUAAACAACU